AUGUACGCGUUCGUUCGGAACUUUCAACGUUGCCCGGGGCCAUUGCUUCGGCCCUCUUCCGCCAAAAUCCUCCCCGCCCGGAAGCCGAAGGAAAAGCCAACAACGCGAUGUCUCGCCGAAUAUGUGGUCCCAUUAAAAGUGUCCACCGAAUGUACUCCAUCCACGAACACUCCGCCAAAAACCGCCCCCGCCCAGCGAAAGGCGCAAACGAAGAAGGCGACGCCUUUGAAAAAGAAACUGACCGUCUUGCGCGAGGUGGCUUCGGCCGACGUUGGGCAAAAAGACAUCCCUCCGCACCUUCUCCCCAGCGAGCUGGCUUUGGAUGCGCUGGCGCAUGAUCUGCUCAAGCAGCUGAAGAAGUUCCAGGAUCGACUGGCCGCCAAGUCGGAGGAAAAGAGCCAUGCGCACCGCCGCUACGUCGCCGGCUUCCACGAAUCGCUGAAGAAGGUUCGUGUCGAUGAUGCAAAGCUCGUCAUCCUGGCCCGGAACGUCGAUGCGGAGAUGAAUGAAGUUUUACCGAACUCCCCGCUGUUCGACUUGCGAAGCGAAUGCAAGAAUCGCCGAGUCCCACUGAUCGAGGCGUCGACAAAACGCGGGCUCACCCGUGCCCUCGCCAAGUUCCCCUACACCAACUGCGUCGGCGUGCUCGACUAUAGCGGUGUUGAGCACAUCUUCCACCAGCUGUUGCUUCAUGCCGAGACGGUCAGAGUCGAGAAAAUCGUCCAAAACAACGUCGACCAAGCCUCACUUUUUGCU
Messenger RNA from Mesorhabditis spiculigera, 756 nucleotides. The record is from the annotation of a GenBank genome assembly. NCBI's taxonomy places the organism in Eukaryota, Metazoa, Nematoda, Chromadorea, Rhabditida, Rhabditidae.